AUGGAUGAUAGCAGCAGUACGGCGAGCAACGUCGCUCGGGCCAUCGCCGCCGCUUUCGACUGGAGCUCCCCUCCCGAUACCCGAAAGGCCGCCGUCGCCUACUUGGAAUCCGUUAAAAGUGGAGAUAUUCGUGUUUUGGCAAAGACAUCUCUUCUUUUGGUCCGCAAGGAUUGGUCAUCUGAGAUUCGGCUACAUGGAUUCAAAAUGUUGCAGCACUUGGUUCGAUUUAGGUGGGAUGAAUUUAGUAUUGCAGAACGGAGUGAAUUUGCAAAUUUAACCCUUAAUCUAAUAUUAGAGAUGGUCAGUCCUCGUGAAGAAUGGGCAUUAAAGAGUCAGACCGCUGCUUUGGCUGCUGAGGUUGUAAGGAGAGAAGGGGUCACUCUUUGGCAUGAGCUGCUACCAUCUUUAGUUUCUCUAUCCAAUAAAGGUCCUAUAGAGGCUGAGUUGGUUGCAAUGAUGCUGAGAUGGCUUCCUGAAGAUAUAACAGUUCAUAAUGAAGACCUGGAAGGUGAUCGCCGUAGGGUACUGUUACGUGGACUUACAGAAUCAUUGACAGAGAUUUUGCCACUUUUAUACAAAUUACUUGAAAAACACUUUGGAGCUGCUUUGAAUGAAUAUGCUAAACAACAGUUAGAUAUAGCAAAACAGCAUGCGGCCACAGUAACAGCUGCUUUGAAUGCUGUGAAUGCAUAUGUUGAAUGGGCUCCUGUUCCUGAUCUUGCCAAAUAUGGUCUGAUUCAUGGAUGUGGGUCUUUACUUCCUUACAAUGAGUUUCGCCUCCAUGCUUGUGAAUUUUUCAAACUUGUUUGUCAGAGGAAAAGACCUACUGAUGCUACUGCAUCUGAGUUUGAUUCUGCAAUGAAUACCAUCUUCCAGAUGCUGAUGAAUGUAUCCAGAGAUUUUUUAAACAGAUCUAGGUCCAAUUUUCAUGCUAUUGAUGAAAGUGAAUUUGAGUUUGUAGAAUGUAUAUGUGAGAGUAUGGUUGCUUUGGGUUCUUCUAACAUGCAAUGCAUCAUUGCUGAUGGAACCAUGACUUCUCAAUUUCUUCAACAGAUGCUGGAGUAUUACCAACAUUUUAAAAUUGCACUUCACUUUCAAUCUUUGCUCUUUUGGCUGGUGGUGAUGAGAGAAUCGCUAUCCAAGAGAAAAGCUGCUACACAUAUUGCUGGGGACAACUCAGCUGGCAGUAAUUUGGGCUUUGGUUCCGGACUAGCAGAAAAGGAGAAAAAAGGGGUGUCAGCAUUCAUUAAUGAUGAUAUCUGCAGUGCUAUUUUGGAUGUUUCCUUCCAGCGAAUGCUCAAGAAAAAUAUUGUAGUUGGAAACUCACCAACUGCUGAGGCAUUAGAACUGUGGAGCAACGAGUUUGAUGGAAAAAGUGACUUUAGUCAGUAUCGUUCUAGAUUGUUGGAGCUGAUAAGACUUAUUGCUUUUCGAAAGCCACUUGUUGCCGCAGGAAGGGUUUCACAUAGAAUUGACUCAGUUAUUAGAAAUUUUGUACAUGCAUCAAUGUCAGCUCAGGAGUUAGUUGUAGUGGAAAGCAUGCAAUUGGGCCUUGAAACGGUUGUAGGUGCAAUUUUUGAUGGCUCAGCUGAAUUUGUAAGCAGUGCUCCUGAAACCAAGUUUCAAUUACACAGUACUCUUGAAGGUCUUCUUCAGCAGCUCCUUUCUUUGAAAUGGACUGAACCAACACUUGCAGUGACACUUGGGCGGUACUUGGAUGCAUUUGGUCCCUAUCUGAAAUACUAUCCAGAUUCAGUUGCUGGUGUUGUCAACAAACUUUUUGAACUUUUGACAUCACUCCCACUUGCAAUCAAGGACCCUUCCUCAAACAAUGCUCGACAUGCUAGGUUGCAAAUUUGUACAUCUUUCAUCCGGAUUGCCAGAGCUGCCGAUAAAAGCCUUCUUCCUCAUAUGAAGGGUAUUGCUGACAUGAUGGCUUAUCUCCAAGGAAAGGGUCAGUUACUUCGUGGUGAGAAUAAUCUUCUAGGUGAAGCAUUUCUUGUCAUGGCAUCAUCAGCUGGGAUUCAACAACAUCAGGAAGUGUUAGCCUGGUUACUUGAACCUUUAAGUAAACAGUGGACAUCAUUAGAAUGGCAAAAUGCUUACUUGUCUGACCCAUUUGGUCUGCCACGUCUUUGCUCCGACACACAAUUUAUGUGGUCAAUUUUCCAUACUGUAACAUGCUUUGAGAAAGCUCUAAAAAGGAGUGGAACUAAAAAGGCUAUGAUGAAUCUGCAAGGAUGCUCCACACCCACAGAUAUUUCCACUUAUCCCCAUCCCAUGUCUCGUCAUUUAUCAUGGAUGCUGCCCCCUCUAUUAAGGCUGCUUCGUUCUGUGCAUGCUCUUUGGUCUCAACCAAUAGCUCAAGCUUUGACAGGUGAACUAAGAGCAGCGAAGAGUAUGAGCCACGUUGAGCAGGCUACUCUUCUUGGGGAAAGCAAUAUUAAACCACCAAAAGGUCAGUUGAGUUUUGCUGAUGGGUCUCAGAUGGACAUGAACAGGGAAGGAGAGUCAAAUGAAAACGACAUAAGGAACUGGUUGAAGGGUAUCAGGGACAGUGGGUAUAAUGUCAUAGGCCUCUCAGCAACUAUUGGAGAUGCCUUUUUCCGAUGUGUAGAGAGUCCUUCUGUUGCACUAGCCCUUAUGGAGAAUGUCCAAUCAAUGGAAUUCAGACACAUACGCCAACUAAUUCAUUUAGUUAUUAUUCCUUUGGUCAAGUUCUGUCCUGCGGAUUUGUGGGGGACAUGGCUUGAAAACCUCUUGCAUCCAUUAUUCCUCAACUGCGAGCAAGCUCUUACUUGUUCAUGGUCCUGUCUUCUGCACGAGGGUAGAGCAAAGGUUCCUGAUACCUUCGGUAAUCUUUCUGGAUUGGAGCUAAUGGUGGAAGUAAUGGAAGAAAAGUUGCUGCGUGAUUUGACUCGUGAGAUAUGUUCUCUUCUCUCAGUUUUAGCUUCACCAGGUUUAAACAGUGGACUUCCAUCCUUGGAGCAACUUGGGCCCGCCAAUCGCCUGGAAGUGUCUUCGCUCAGAGAUUUGGAUGCUUUUGUCUCAAAUUCUAUGAUUGGCUUUCUCAUUAUGCACAAAGGUCUUGCUCUUCCUGCAAUGAGGAUAAGUAUUGAAGUGUUUGCAUGGACAGAUGGUGAAGCAGUGAAUAAAGUUAUCCCUUUUUGUGGAUCUCUCAUUCUUCUUGCUAUAUCAACAAAUAAUGUGGAACUUAGAGAGUUUGUUGCUAAGGAUUUGUUCUAUGCAAUAAUUCAAGGUCUCGCCCUGGAGUCAAAUGCUAUUAUCAGUGCCGAUCUUGUUGGUCUUUGUCGUGAAAUAUAUGUUUAUCUAGCAGAUAGAGAUCCAGCACCUAGACAGAUUUUGUUGUCCCUUCCUUGUAUUAAACGAGAAGAUCUACUUGCUUUUGAGGAUGCUCUGACAAAAACUAGUAGUCCUAAAGAACAAAAGCAACAUAUGAGGAGCUUGCUUUUAAUAGCUACUGGAAACAAGUUGAAAGCUCUUGCUGCUCAGAAGAGCACAAAUGUCAUAACCAAUGUGACAGCUAAAACCCAUAGCUCAGCCGCUGGACCCAGUGUUGAAGAAGAUAAUGUCAUUGGAUUAGCAGCAAUAACGUGAGACAUCCAUCAUUUGUGGGAUUCAUAUGUUUCCAUUGGCUGAUCGCCUGUACAAAAAUAGAUUUCAAGGCCUCAAACAGAGUGAUAACCUGAAGGCUUUUCAACAGACGCACAGACAAAGUGAGUGCAGGGGCUGCACUGGCUGCAGACAAGAGGAGAAUCGUGUAGUGUUUAGAUAAUGAUAUUAUAACUGUUACAGUUUCAGCUGUUGUUGUCGAACCAGCUAUAUAUGGAACUUCCAAUAGCUUGAAAAAAAGAAAAAAAAAAUCUCCGAUAAUUAUCUACAGAAUGGAACCCGGUGAAAUGGCUGUGCUCAAAGCUUGAUUGACUUGUAAAAGAAAUUGUUCCUACUCGGUUCCGCUGUACAUUUAAAUUUUAGUCUAAUUUUGUGCCUCUGAAAUCCAUUGGCUUCGCA
This is a messenger RNA of Phoenix dactylifera (date palm), 4032 nucleotides long. RefSeq names its product ARM repeat superfamily protein. The record is from RefSeq and is a predicted model, not a curated record. Gene Ontology annotation, biological process: protein export from nucleus; RNA export from nucleus. Gene Ontology annotation, molecular function: RNA binding; nuclear export signal receptor activity. NCBI's taxonomy places the organism in Eukaryota, Viridiplantae, Streptophyta, Magnoliopsida, Arecales, Arecaceae. Gene Ontology annotation, cellular component: nucleus; cytoplasm; RNA nuclear export complex.